Messenger RNA from Thlaspi arvense, 435 nucleotides. NCBI's taxonomy places the organism in Eukaryota, Viridiplantae, Streptophyta, Magnoliopsida, Brassicales, Brassicaceae. The record is from the annotation of a GenBank genome assembly.
AUGGGAGCAGAUACGGUCGUAGACGCAGAGAAAGUUGAGGACUUGCUCGAGGCUGCUAGAUACGAUGACAUUGAUGAUCUCAAAAGCUUGGCUUCUGAUGGUAUCUCUCUCGACUCCCGCGAUUCACAAGGCCGAACAGCGCUUCAUAUGGCGGCAGCGAAUGGACAUAUGACUAUAGUGGAGUAUCUUAUCAGUGAAGGAGUGGAUAUUAACGCUCUUAACGCGGAGAACAAUGCUCCUCUGCAUUGGGCAUGUUUGAAUGGCCGUGUCGAGGUGGUGAAGAGCUUGAUCUUGGCAGGAGCCAGUCUAAGCCUUUUGAAUCGGUACGAGCGGACUCCGAUGGAUGAAGCCAUUGGUGCAGAGAAGAUGGAGAUUAUCGAUGCUAUCAACACAACUGUUGCGCAAAUGGAACUUGCAAAUACCAGUGUGACCUGA